Paralichthys olivaceus (Japanese flounder) is the source of this 1318-nucleotide messenger RNA. Its product is annotated as tetraspanin-9. The record is from RefSeq and is a predicted model, not a curated record. Gene Ontology annotation, cellular component: plasma membrane. Lineage: Eukaryota; Metazoa; Chordata; Actinopteri; Pleuronectiformes; Paralichthyidae.
CCUCCUCCUCCUCCUCUUCUUCUUCUUCUCCUCCUGCAGCCAUCGACAGAAGUUCCAAUCCGACUCGUCGCUUCUCAGAUCGACGGAUUCUCGGUUCCGCACCGAGCGAUGCUGUGAAGCGGGAGCCAGCGUCAGACUCUGCGCGGGAAACUCGACUCCCUCGUGGGGGGGAGGAUGAUCCGCGGCUCGUCGGUGAAGGUUCAUAACUAGAGCUCCUCGGUUCUCCUGUUCGUGAAGUGUGUCGAUUCAAUCAUGGCUCGUGGCUGCAUCUGCUGCGUGAAAUACAUGCUCUUCCUUUUCAACCUGCUCUUCUGGCUGGGUGGGUGUGGUCUGCUGGGGGUGGGCGUGUGGCUGUCGGUGUCUCAGGGCAGCUUCGCCACCCUGUCGCCCUCCUUCCCGUCGCUCUCCGCCGCCAACCUCAUCAUCACCCUUGGCACCAUUGUCAUGGUAACGGGUUUCCUGGGCUGCCUGGGGGCCAUCAAGGAGAACAAGUGCCUGCUGCUGAGUUUCUUCAUCGUUCUGUUGAUCAUCCUCUUGGCUGAACUCAUCCUCCUCACCCUGUUCUUUGUCUACACCAACAAGGUGAAUGAAAAUGCCAGACGGGACCUGAAAGAAGGUUUGGUUCUGUACAACACUGACAACAACGCCGGCCUGAGGGAUGCAUGGAACACCAUACAGGGAGAGUGGAAGUGUUGUGGAGUGAUGGGCCACAGUGAUUGGUACACCGCCCUGCAUGAAAACGUGGUUCCUGACCGCUGCUGCCAGCAGGUUUUCCCGGGCUGUGGGCGCAACGCCUCCACUUCCUUCUGGACACGGGGUUGCUAUGAGAAGGUGGAGGAGUGGCUGGAUGACAACAAACACCUUCUGGGAACCAUCGCUAUGUGUGUGUUGGUCAUACAGCUCCUCGGUAUGGCUUUCUCGAUGACGCUCUACCAACAGAUCCACCGAGCAGGGAAGAAGUACGAGGCCUGACAGGAGACACGCGCUUAAUUCAGUUAGUUAAAUACUGGAUACGUGAAAUAUAUCACAUCACCUCCAUCAUACCUUUUGUUUAUAGUCCAAAUACUGUGUGUGCCACUACAAACUUUUAUCACCUUUUUUCAUCAGUUAUUGUUGAGAAUAUACAUUUUUUUUUAAAUCACGUUUUGAGUUUUUCUGUAUAAAAUAUGAAUGAAAAUCAGAACUCGACUGAAAAGAAGCAUGAAGAGAAUAAUGUUGUUUUUUUUAAGUGAUGCCUGUGGAAUAAUAUAAGUGUAGAUGAAACAAGCGUUGUGUACUAACAUGAUCAAUAAAAGCAGAGAGCACUCUUCUAAAUGUU